Mastomys coucha (southern multimammate mouse) is the source of this 4407-nucleotide messenger RNA. RefSeq names its product nucleotide binding oligomerization domain containing 1 (gene Nod1). The coding region runs from base 511 to 3375 and encodes 954 amino acids. Gene Ontology annotation, biological process: regulation of apoptotic process. Gene Ontology annotation, molecular function: protein binding. The record is from RefSeq and is a predicted model, not a curated record. The transcript has 13 exons. NCBI's taxonomy places the organism in Eukaryota, Metazoa, Chordata, Mammalia, Rodentia, Muridae.
GAACUCCGAGCCCUGCCCACUCCCCCUGCGCAGUGGCCGCACGUCCGGCGUAGUGUGCGGCGGCUCCCGCCAGGGAAAUGGAACAGGGGGCAGCGCUACAGCUGGUCCCCGCCUCCUCUGCCCGCUCCGCCCCGUUCCCUCCCCGGAGCCCACCCGAGCCCGGGGCGCGGCCGGCCUUAGUCCCAGCCAGCUCCUGAUCCGGACGGUGAGCGGCAGCGCCCUCCCUCCCGCCAGCUGCUGUCGCGCCCGAUCCGGGACCCUAGUCCCCGGAUCCCCGUGCGGAGAGCCACCUGCGCCAAAGUCCUGCCAACUUGGACAGCCUUUCCAAACCGGUUGUUUUGAGCCAGUGAUGAGCUAACCUGCGAAGUACCCUCCCCCUCCCCAGCUUCCAGGUCAGCAAUGAAAAGCGGGAUCCCGGGUGGAGGCCCUGAAUCCUGAUUGCCUGUCUGCCUGCAAGACACGUGUGGUCAAAGAUGAAUUUGAGAAAAGUAGCUGCUGGCUACUUCAACAAUGGAGGAGCACAGCCAUCAUGAGAUGGAAGGCAUCCCAUCAUCAGGUUGUCACUCCUACAUUAAACUGCUGAAGAUCAACAGGGAACAUCUGGUCACCAACAUUCGGAACACUCAGUGUCUGGUGGACAACUUGCUGGAGAAUGGCUACUUCUCAGCAGAAGAUGCAGAGAUUGUGUGUGCCUGUCCCACCAAGCCUGACAAGGUCCGAAAGAUUCUUGACCUGGUACAGAGCAAAGGUGAGGAGGUGUCUGAGUUCUUCCUCUACGUGCUACAGCAGCUGGAGGAUGCUUAUGUGGACCUCAGGCUGUGGCUAUCAGAGAUUGGCUUCUCCCCUUCCCAGCUCAUUCGGACCAAAACUAUAGUCAAUACAGACCCAGUAAGCAGAUAUACCCAGCAGCUGCGACACCAACUGGGCCGCGACUCCAAGUUCAUGCUGUGCUACGCCCAGAAGGAGGACCUGCUGCUGGAGGAGACCUACAUGGACACACUCAUGGAGCUGGUAGGCUUCAACAAUGAAAACCUGGGCAGCCUAGGAGGCCUGGAUUGCCUGCUGGACCACAGCACGGGCGUCCUCAACGAGCACGGCGAGACUGUCUUCGUGUUCGGGGACGCGGGAGUGGGCAAGUCCAUGCUGCUGCAGAGGUUGCAGAGCCUCUGGGCGUCUGGCAGGUUGACCUCGACAGCCAAAUUCUUCUUCCACUUCCGCUGCCGCAUGUUCAGCUGCUUCAAGGAGAGCGACUCGCUGAGUCUGCAGGACUUACUCUUUAAGCAUUUCUGCUACCCGGAGCAGGACCCGGAGGAGGUGUUCUCCUUCUUGCUGCGCUUUCCCCACACAGCGCUCUUCACUUUCGACGGCCUGGAUGAGCUGCACUCAGACUUCGACCUGAGCAGCGUGCCAGACAGCUGCUGCCCCUGGGAGCCGGCCCACCCUCUGGUCCUGCUAGCUAACCUCCUAAGCGGGAGGCUGCUCAAGGGUGCGGGCAAAUUGCUCACGGCUCGCACAGGCGUGGAGAUCCCCCGCCAGCUCCUGCGUAAAAAGGUGAUGCUCCGGGGCUUCUCCCCGGGCCACCUGCGCGCCUAUGCCCGCCGGAUGUUUCCCGAGCGCACGGCGCAGGAGCAUCUGCUGCAGCAAUUGGAUGCCAACCCCAACCUCUGCAGCCUGUGUGGGGUGCCGCUCUUCUGUUGGAUCAUCUUCCGUUGUUUCCAACACUUCCACACGGCCUUCGAGGGCUCCUCGCAGCUGCCAGACUGCGCUGUAACCCUGACCGAUGUCUUUCUGCUAGUCACUGAGGUGCAUCUGAACAGGACGCAGCCCAGCAGCCUGGUGCAGCGCAACACACGCAGCCCAGCGGAAACCCUACGUGCAGGCUGGCGCACGCUGCACGCGCUGGGCGAGGUGGCUCACCGAGGCACCGACAGGAGCCUCUUUGUGUUUGGCCAGGAGGAGGUGCAGGCGUCGAAGCUGCAGGAAGGAGAUCUGCAGCUGGGCUUCCUGCGGGCUUUGCCCGAUGUGGGCCCUGAGCAGGGACAGCAGUCUUACGAAUUUUUCCACCUUACGCUCCAGGCCUUCUUCACCGCCUUCUUCCUGGUAGCAGAUGACAAAGUGAGCACCCGGGAGUUGUUGAGGUUCUUUCGAGAAUGGACGUCUCCCGGGGAGGCAACAAGCUCGUUCUGUUAUCCUUCCUUCUUCUCCUUCCAGUGCCUGGGUGGCAGUAGCCGGUUGGGCCCUGAUCCUUUCAGGAACAAAGAUCACUUCCAGUUCACCAACCUCUUCCUGUGCGGGCUACUGGCCAAAGCCCGACAGAAACUCCUUCGGCAGCUGGUGCCCAAGGCUAUCCUAAGGAAGAAGCGGAAGGCCCUUUGGGCUCAUCUGUUUGCCAGCCUGCGCUCCUACUUGAAGAGCCUACCCCGGGUCCAGUCUGGAGGCUUUAACCAGGUGCAUGCCAUGCCCACAUUCUUGUGGAUGCUGCGCUGCAUCUAUGAAACACAGAGCCAGAAGGUGGGGCGCCUAGCCGCCAGAGGCAUCAGUGCGGACUACCUGAAGCUGGCCUUCUGCAACGCUUGCUCUGCGGACUGCAGCGCCCUGUCCUUCGUCCUGCAUCACUUUCACAAGCAGCUGGCCUUAGACCUGGACAAUAACAACCUCAAUGACUACGGAGUGCAGGAGCUGCAGCCUUGCUUUAGCCAUCUCACGGUUAUCAGACUCAGCGUCAACCAGAUCACCGACACCGGGGUGAAGGUGCUAUGUGAGGAACUGACCAAGUACAAGAUUGUGAAGUUCCUGGGUUUAUACAACAACCAGAUCACUGACAUUGGAGCCAGGUAUGUGGCCCAAAUCCUGGAUGAAUGCAGAGGCCUCACGCACCUUAAACUGGGGAAAAACAGAAUAACAAGUGAGGGCGGGAAGUGUGUGGCUCUGGCUGUGAAGAACAGCACCUCCAUCAUUGAUGUUGGGAUGUGGGGCAAUCAGAUUGGAGACGAAGGGGCAAAGGCCUUCGCCGAGGCACUGAGGGACCAUCCUAGCCUGACCACUCUCAGUCUGGCGUUCAAUGGCAUCACCCCAGAGGGAGGGAAGAGCCUUGCACAGGCCCUGAAGCAGAACACCAGGCUGACCAUAAUCUGGCUGACCAAAAAUGAACUUAAUGAUGAGGCCGCAGAGUGCUUCGCUGAGAUGCUGAAGGUGAACCGGACGCUGGAGCAUUUAUGGCUGAUCCAGAAUCAUAUCACAGCUAAGGGGACAGCCCAGCUGGCCAGGGCACUGCAGAAGAACACCACCAUAACAGAGAUUUGUCUCAAUGGAAACUUAAUUAAACCCGAGGAGGCCAAAGUCUUUGAAAAUGAGAAGCGGAUCAUCUGUUUCUGACGGACAUUCCCGGGCUGGAUCUUUGUCCUAGGUUGCUCCUCAGUCACAGACCGCAUUGUGCAGUCAGCAGGGUAGCAGGAUGCGGUGCAGGGCCUGCAGCAAGGUGCCUGUUGGGAACCCACACCUCCACAGUGCAGACCAACGUCCCAUGCAGAGGCUUGGACUGGCAUCACCCGAGCUGUGGCUGAGAUUCUGCGGAAGCAGAGUGUCUUAUGAACCAUUCAUUGUCCCCACUCAAACCCAGCAAGAUUUCCUUGCAUGUCUAUUAGCCUGAAGCUGAAGGAUCGAAAACAGCAGAGGAGGCCAACCUCAGUUCCCACAGAUGCCUGGCUGAAGGCUCCAUGGGACCAAUGAUGUCACCUUCAGGAAAGAGCUGGGAGCUUGAGCAGAGCCGAUGGCAGCUUCUUGGGGGAAGGAAGGCACCGGGUGACCACAUGAUUAUCCUAAGACCUCCUUCCCCUGCUCAGCACCUCCCACUAUACAGACCGGUUUCUUCCCCACAGCUAUGGCUGCUAGAGUAGGUCCACGGUGGGGAGGGCUCAUCUGAGGACCCACAGUGAGCUGAUUGUCGGAGGCUCAUCACAGACUUUGGUUAGGUUCUGGAUUCUCACCAGUGGCCACCAAGAGGCAGAGGAUGCCCUCUAAGUCAGUCUCAGAGGAUCUCUAGGCGGUGACAGGACUGAGGUCCCACCCAGAAUUUUUUUUACCAGUUUCUACUAUGCCUGCCCCAGAAAGGAGACUCAGUUCCCAACUUCCACAGCAGCAGACAUGGCUUUGCCUCGAUGGUCCUGAGAUCACAACAAAACUCUCUCCUUUGCCUGUGAGCAGGAAGUAUCUUCAUGUUCUCAGAAGUUGGAGAGUGACUGAACACAGCUAAGACUCAGAGAACCAGCAAAGCAUGGCAGAUACCCACCACCAUACCAGGGUGGGCAUUUGGGGAUGCCCAGUGGGGUGGGACAGUUGAGAUGUUGCAGAUAACAUGUUCUUUUGCCACUUCAUUUGUUAAUAAAAUAUUAAAAAUGCUCACUAUUU